Salvia splendens (bonfire salvia) is the source of this 949-nucleotide messenger RNA. RefSeq names its product transcription factor MYB77. Lineage: Eukaryota; Viridiplantae; Streptophyta; Magnoliopsida; Lamiales; Lamiaceae. The transcript has a single exon. The coding region runs from base 184 to 777 and encodes 197 amino acids. Gene Ontology annotation, biological process: regulation of DNA-templated transcription. Gene Ontology annotation, molecular function: DNA-binding transcription factor activity, RNA polymerase II-specific; RNA polymerase II cis-regulatory region sequence-specific DNA binding. Gene Ontology annotation, cellular component: nucleus. The record is from RefSeq and is a predicted model, not a curated record.
CUCCUAAAAUGCAUGCACCUCUUCAUUCCCUUUCUCUCAUAUAUAUAUAUAUAUAUUGAUUGAUAUUGGAUAGACAACACACAACACUCACAAAUCACAAACACCCCACUUAAUUGCUCUCUAUACUCCAAAACUCCCCCAACCCAACUCCCCAACUAUCAAUCAAAUUCUCACAACGCAUACAUGGACUUGCUCAACCGCUGCUCUUCAGUGAGCUCCUCCUCCUCCGACUCCUCCUCUGACUCCUCGACCCAGAGGAGGAUCAAGGGGCCGUGGAGCGCGGAGGAGGACAAGAUCCUGACCCGCCUCGUGGACCGCUACGGCCCCCGCAACUGGUCCCUCAUAAGCAAGUACAUCAGGGGCCGCUCCGGCAAGUCCUGCCGCCUGCGCUGGUGCAACCAGCUCAGCCCCGACGUCCAGCACCGCCCCUUCUCCCCCGCCGAGGACCAGGCCAUCCUCGCCGCCCACGCCCGCUACGGCAACCGCUGGGCCACCAUCGCCCGCCUCCUCCCCGGCCGCACCGACAAUGCCGUCAAAAACCACUGGAACUCCACCUUGAAGCGCCGCUACCAAACGCAGCAGCAGCCGCACCGAUGCGAGGAGGAGGAGCACGAUCCGAUGACGGCAUUGUCGCUGGCGCCGCCCGGGAUCGGCGGCGCGGCGGCGGGGGAUUUGCCGGCGGGGUUUUGGGACGAGAUGAGGAAUGUGAUCGCGAGGGAGGUGAGGGACUAUGUUACGACGUCGUUUCAGGAGACUUCCACCGGGUUUCGUUUGUGAUGGUGUUUGUUUGUCGUCUACUUGUUUAAUUAAAUAUUUUAAUGUUUAUUCUCAAGAAUUAUUUGAGUUUGGGAAUAUGGUUAAAGGCUGCGAUCUGUUUUAGCAAGGUUUUCACGUGUGAAUUGGGAGUACAUAACUUGGCACGACCCUCAAUUCAAAUCUAUUUGGUUUA